ACACUCACUCACUCAUUCACUCUUUACUUUCUUUGUAUCUAUGAAUUGUCUCUCUGCACCUCUCUUUCACAACACAUAAUCAAAAAAAGCAUAUCCAAGGUGUGGUUGUUAACCUGUCUAUCAAUCAAUCAGUCAAUCAAGAGACCAAUCAUCAAACCGAAUAUAUAUUAUUAUCAUUAUCAUUCAUAUCAUCAUGUCAUCAUCCUCUUCUUCAUUAUCUUCCUUGGACCACCUCCCUUCUUCCGAGCAACUUUGUUAUGUCCACUGCAACAUUUGUGACACCAUCCUUGCUGUGAGUGUUCCUUGCACAAGCUUGUUCAAGACUGUGACUGUGAGAUGUGGUCAUUGCACCAAUCUUUUACCAGUCAACAUGCGUGCAUUGCUUCUUCCUUCUCCAAAUCAGUUUCAUUUGGGACAUUCUUUCUUCUCCCCAACUCAUAACCUUCUUCAGGAGGAGAUGCCAAACCCAGCUCCAAAUUUUCUGAUGAACCAUACAAAUGCACCAAAUGAGUUCUCUAUGCCUCCUAGGGUUGUAGCUGAUGAGCUUCCAAGGCCACCAAUCAUCAACAGACCUCCAGAGAAAAGGCAGAGAGUUCCUUCAGCGUACAAUCGCUUCAUCAAGGACGAGAUCCAACGCAUCAAGUCUGUCAAUCCUGAUAUAACCCACAGGGAAGCCUUCAGCGCUGCUGCCAAGAAUUGGGCCCACUUUCCACACAUUCACUUUGGUCUCAUGCCUGAUCAGACUAUAAAGAAGACAAAUGUGUGCCAGCAGGAAGGAGAUGAUCAGGUUCUGAUGAAAGAUGGAGGGUUUUAUGCUUCAGCUAAUCUUGGUGUUUCUCCUUACUAAUGCAUCAAUUAAUCUCUAUAUGGUUGAAGAAUUAAUGUAAUGUUAUGUUGAUAACUAAGGACUAGUCUUUUGGGAUUUUGCAUGCAUGUAGUUUGUUUUUUUCUUUUUUAAUUAUGAACUUUCAUAUGUUUUUUAAUUUCCUUAGAAGUACUACUGCAGCUGAUUACUUAUCUAAUCAAUAAUUAAUUAGUCUUGCUUUCUAGUUAUAAUUAUGUAAUUU
Molecule: messenger RNA, 1067 nt
Organism: Trifolium pratense (red clover)
Lineage: Eukaryota; Viridiplantae; Streptophyta; Magnoliopsida; Fabales; Fabaceae
Product: axial regulator YABBY 1-like
Exons: 7
Coding region: 194-847 (217 amino acids)
Biological process (GO): regulation of shoot apical meristem development; cell fate commitment; polarity specification of adaxial/abaxial axis
Cellular component (GO): nucleus
Source: RefSeq, a predicted model, not a curated record